GCGUUUUUAUCUAAUUUUUCGGUGAAAUGAACACCUUUAACGAAGAGUUUGAGCCUGUUGCGAGUGGAGUGGAGGUGAAUACAUACGAAAGGGAAUUUCGAGAAGAACAAGAAGAGGAACAAAUUCUGGUAGACCGAUUCGACGAAAAGRUSUUGUUACGGGAUUGGUGUUCUUGCUCAAAAUGUGAUAUGCAAAACAUUGUGAAAAAAGAAGAGUGUUUUUGCUGCAAAGAUAUAACUCGGUGCUCAGACAAGAUAGCACAGCUUGAAGWAGACGUGCCUUGCAUAACAAUGCAUCCCGGUUUUAAAAAUGUUUGUCUGGAUACAUGGGUACUGGAAGCGGCCGCAAUUGGCCUCAAAACUCGUAAAGGAAGGAGCUAYACUGUGAAGAGAGAGCAGGGACGAUCGACGGCUUCUGAGUUUUACAGGUCUGUUGCAUAUCGGCAGUUUUUCAGGCUUGUGUGGCAGUUCGAAGGAGUGUCCAAAAGACUUCCUUUGCCUUGUUGUGUAUACAACAUCAUCCGCAGCACCUUUCCAUCACAAGAUGGCAUGUAUCGGGGUUUUGAAGAGGAGGAUGAAGAAGAGGACGAAGAAGUGGAUGAAGGGGARGACAGUGAGAACGAAGAUGAGGAGGAUGACCUUGRUGAACAAUGACAGCCUCUUCCUUUGUUUGCUUUUCUGCCACACUGUUCGUUGCCUCAGGAACACUUUCUUGUAGCUGUUCGUUCAGUUCUCAUCUCUUGGAGUUUCAACCAGGGUUUUGUAUAUCUCAUGUACAUAAUCUGAAUAUAACAGAAAUAAAAAUCAGAUUGUUUUACUAACUAUUCAUACUAUCCUUUGCGAAAAUUAAGUAUAAUCAAUGUCUGAUGUCCAUUUUGUUUCAAGGUUUAUUCUUGGAACAUAUGUCCAUAGACAUACCAUAAUUAUGCUCCACUUUAGACUCUUUVACUGUACCUUCUCCAUACUUAUAUUUUGGGUAGUUCACAACAACUUUGGGUCGGCCUGUGUAGUCUUUUCUUGGUUCCCUCCUCACGUUGUAAUUAAAAUGGAGAGCUGCCAAUGUUGUCCUUUGACAAAAACACAGAAUGGAAUUUAGCUAAAUUGGCUUGUAGAUAAUAACAAAAUGCAGAUUKCCCAUACCUGCUUAACAAUCCAAGGUAUGAGUAUUUGUACAUCUUUGGUGCAAACUGAUUUAUGACGCUGUGACAACCUUCCAAGCAGCUCGUCUGUGCUAUGGAUGAAGCUUGUUUUAUAGCUUUGGAGAGGUUAUUGUUUGUCAGUGUUUCAUAGAGCUUUUCAUAUACUUCAGAACCUUUAGAGUUAAAUGUGAUAUCACACCAAAGGAAAUAGUUAAUAAAAAGCUAAGAAGUAUAGAAAGAAGUCAACGCAUAAAGAACACAUUAUACAAUAAUAUAGAGUCUCACUAAGUGAUACUGUAGUGAUAUAUAGUUCUUACUGUUYGGUGUAUCAAAUGUUUUGAAAAUGUUUUUGUUAAAUUAUUUUAUCAUUAGCACUAUGGUUUAACACUGUACUAUACAUGUACCUUUAAG
Molecule: messenger RNA, 1549 nt
Organism: Exaiptasia diaphana
Lineage: Eukaryota; Metazoa; Cnidaria; Anthozoa; Actiniaria; Aiptasiidae
Exons: 4
Coding region: 27-653 (208 amino acids)
Source: RefSeq, a predicted model, not a curated record